CGGGUCAGAGGCAAACACAAAACCCUAAGCAAGAUUAGGGUUUCAGAGAGAACUGUACGCGUUAUAUUUAGGGUUUCGUUUGGUCGAUCCCCCGCCGCGCGAGCUGUUCCUGGUCGGCUAGGCCGUGGUUCCCGCUCCUGAUCUCUCGUUCGCAAUGGCUUCCGAGAAGAAGCUGUCGAACCCGAUGAGGGAGAUCAAGGUCCAGAAGCUCGUCCUCAACAUCUCGGUCGGGGAGAGCGGCGAUCGUCUCACCAGGGCCGCUAAGGUUCUGGAGCAGCUGAGUGGACAGACACCAGUUUUCUCUAAGGCGAGGUACACUGUCCGGUCCUUUGGAAUCAGGCGUAAUGAGAAGAUCGCGUGCUAUGUCACGGUCAGAGGUGACAAGGCAAUGCAACUUCUGGAAAGUGGACUAAAAGUGAAGGAAUACGAGCUGUUGAGGAGAAAUUUCAGUGACACUGGCUGCUUCGGUUUUGGAAUUCAAGAGCAUAUUGAUCUUGGAAUUAAGUAUGACCCCUCAACUGGUAUCUAUGGUAUGGAUUUCUUUGUUGUCUUGGAGCGUGCUGGUUAUCGUGUGAGCCGUCGUCGCAGAUGCAAGUCCCGUGUUGGCAUUCAGCACCGCGUCACCAAGGAGGAUGCAAUGAAGUGGUUCCAAGUGAAAUAUGAGGGUGUCAUCCUCAACAAGUCUCAGACAACCACGGGUUAGGGUUUGGUACAACUGAAACUUUGAACUUGUUCUAAGCCAAAUUAGCUCUCAUCUGUUUUUUUUUCUUUUUCAUUGUUCCAAUUUUGUGUUUGGAGAAAAUUUUAUGCUAUUUCCUAUAUGUUGCUGUUAGUGUUGAAAUUGGUCAUAGACCCACGGAAUCAUACUUAGGUUUUUACGAAAUACAUGGCAGUCUUGACAAUUGGACUGCGUAGCUUAAUCUCAA
Messenger RNA from Musa acuminata AAA Group (dessert banana), 926 nucleotides. Its product is annotated as large ribosomal subunit protein uL5-like. Bases 155 to 703 code for a protein of 182 amino acids. The record is from RefSeq and is a predicted model, not a curated record. The transcript has 5 exons. Gene Ontology annotation, cellular component: ribosome; cytosolic large ribosomal subunit. Gene Ontology annotation, biological process: translation. Gene Ontology annotation, molecular function: RNA binding; structural constituent of ribosome. NCBI's taxonomy places the organism in Eukaryota, Viridiplantae, Streptophyta, Magnoliopsida, Zingiberales, Musaceae.